Messenger RNA from Anolis carolinensis (green anole), 6098 nucleotides. It is a transcript of the gene ptgis, whose product is annotated as prostaglandin I2 synthase. Bases 691 to 2190 code for a protein of 499 amino acids. The transcript is spliced from 10 exons. NCBI's taxonomy places the organism in Eukaryota, Metazoa, Chordata, Lepidosauria, Squamata, Anolidae. The record is from RefSeq and is a predicted model, not a curated record. Gene Ontology annotation, molecular function: heme binding; monooxygenase activity; iron ion binding. Gene Ontology annotation, biological process: prostaglandin biosynthetic process.
GAAGAGAGCAGCCCAGCGGCUCCCAGCCUCCUUCCUUCCUUCCUUGGACCGGCCGGCCGCACCUCCUUCCUUCCUCUCUCCCUUCCUUCCUCUCUUCCUUCCAUCCUUCCUUCCUCCCUUCCUUCCUCUCUCCCUUCCUUCCUCUCUUCCUUCCAUCCUUCCUUCCUCCCUUCCUUCCUCUCUCCCUUCCUUCCUCUCUUCCUUCCAUCCUUCCUUCCUCCCUCUCUUCCUUCCUUCCUCUCUUCCUCCCUCCCUUCCUCCUUUCUUCCUUUCUUCCUUCCUUCCUCUCUCCCUUCCUUCCUUCCUUCCUCCCUUCCUUCCUCUCUCCCUUCCUUCCUCUCUUCCUUCCAUCCUUCCUUCCUCCCUUCCUUCCUCUCUUCCUUCCAUCCUUCCUUCCUCCCUUCCUUCCUCUCUCCCUUCCUUCCUCUCUUCCUUCCAUCCUUCCUUCCUCCCUUCCUUCCUCUCUUCCUUCCAUCCUUCCUUCCUCCCUCUCUUCCUUCCUUCCUCUCUUCCUCCCUCCCUUCCUCCUUUCUUCCUUUCUUCCUUCCUUCCUCUCUCCCUUCCUUCCUUCCUUCCUCUCUUCCUUCCUCCCUCCCUCCCUUUCUUCCUCCCUUCCUUCCUUCUCCUUUCCGUUCUCUUCCGUUCCUUUCCGUUCUCUUCCGUUCCUUUCCGUUCCCUCCCUCCCUCCCGAUGGCCGUCCUGGCCCUUCUGGGGCUUCUGGCGAUACUUCUGGCAAUUUUGCAUUUCGGGCGAUGCCGGAGACCAGAUGAACCUCCUCUUGAUAGAGGUCUUAUUCCUUGGCUUGGUCAUGCUCUAGAAUUUGGCAAAGAUGCUGUCAAGUUCCUAUCAGAAAUGAAGAAGAAGCAUGGGGAUAUUUUCACAGUUCAAGCUGCAGGCAAAUUUAUCACCAUCUUAUUGGAUCCCCUCUCAUAUGAUGUGGUGCUUUGGGAAUCUCGCUCCAAGUUGGACUUCAACCCAUAUGCACGCAUUUUAAUGGACCGAAUGUUUGAUGUCAGACUCCCAGAAUAUGACCCCAAUGAAGAAAAGGCCAUGUUAAGAAUGACUCUGCAAAAACCAAAUCUUUCCUCCCUGACAAAGGCAAUGUCCUUCAACUUGCGAACUGUGCUGCUUUAUGACCCAAGUAUAGCCAGUCGGCAGUGGAAAGAGGAGGACCUCUUUCACCUUUGUUACAGUACAAUGCUCAGAGCUGGAUACCUGACACUCUAUGGCAAUGAAAUGAAGGAUUAUGAAGACGUCGCUAGUCAAACAAAAGAUCAGGCUCACUCACUAGAAGUAUAUAAUGAGUUUUAUAAGCUAGACCGUCUUUUGAUGAAAGCUGCCCGUUCCAGCUUGAGUGCAGGGGAGAAGAAAAAAUUUGAUAGCAUCAAGAAGGAUCUUUGGGAGUUACUUUCUGUGAAACGGCUGGAUGGCAGAGCAAACCGAAGUGUUUGGCUGGACAGCUAUAAGCAGCAUUUGGUCGACCUGGGAGUGGAUGAAGAUAUGCAAACUCGGGCAAUGCUGCUCCAGCUCUGGAGCACUCAGAGUAAUGCAGGACCUGCAGUUUUCUGGCUUCUCUUGUUUCUUUUAAAACACCCUUCAGCUAUGGCAGCAGUCAGAGGUGAAAUGGAAAAAACAUUAUCCAGAAAACAAACAACCGGGCAAGUGCAUGAGAUCAGUCAAGAGAAACUGGACAGCACACCCAUUUUUGACAGCGCAUUGAAUGAAACUCUGCGUUUGACAGCAGCUCCUUUUAUCACCAGAGAAGUCCUUCAAGACAUGUGUCUGAGACUACAUGAUUGCAGAGAAUACCGCCUGCGAAAAGGAGAUAGGCUUUGCCUCUUUCCAUACAUAAGCCCUCAAAUGGACCCUGAAAUCUAUGAGCAGCCAGAGAUAUUCAAAUAUGACAGGUUCCUCAAUGCCGAUGGAACAGAAAAAACAGACUUCUAUAAAGGAGGAGAAAAACUGAAGUAUUAUACCAUGCCAUGGGGAGCAGGAAUCAACGUCUGUAUUGGAAAGUUCUUCGCAGUGAAUAGUAUCAAACAGUGCAUUUUUCUCUUCUUAACAUACUUUGAUUUGGAACUGAAAGAUCCUAAGGCAAAGAUACCAGACUUUGACAAGGAACGCUAUGGCUUUGGAAUGUUGCAGCCAGAAAUUGAUGUCAUAGUUCGAUAUAAACUGAAAGAGCAGUAGAGCAGCGUAUUUCUUCUCCUAACCAAGUCCUUCUGGAAACCUCUUGAUCAGCAAAAAACCACCUUGUUGCUGGUUUCUGUUGAAAAACAUUUUCUCCAUGAUAAUCCCAAAGGAAGACCUAAGCAAUAACUAUGAAGAGGCCAUUUUAAGUUGUUCACUGUGUCACAUGUAUGCUCUUUGUAUACAAAAGCCUCAGCAUUUGAGUUUGGCUAUUUUUUACCACACUGCUUCAGCUCAACCUUCUUGGACAUGUAUGGCGGUAUAAGUGGAUAAUUGGAAACAACUCACCCCAUGAUAGCUUUGAAAAUCACCUUCAUGUAACCAACACAAACAUGAAGUAAACUAGUAAAUAUAUCAGGAUGACUAGUAGUUCAUUAUUGGCUUACUGUUUUUCUUCUAGUACCAAGUGCUAAAUACCAUAGAGGUCCAUUUUUUAUUAUUCGCAAGGGGGAUGGUAAAUUGGAAGAGUUAUUUAAAUUGUUGUUUCUUUUGCAAUUGUUUUGCAAGAUUGUCAGAAACUAUUUUUGUAUCUUUUUUUCUGGUUCUUUACUUCCUUAUCUUCUGUUUUAUCACUAAGGUUAUAAUCUUGUAAACACUUAGGUUGCAAUUUUAUACCCACUUAUGACUGAAGUCAGUAGAUUUGUUCUGAAGUUGCAUAUUGAUUUUCUCCAAUAGCUUUCCACAUUUUUAAAGCCCCAUCUGUCCUUGCUUCUCUUUCUUUCUCUCUCUCUUCCCCCCAAUACACUCACAGAUAUACAUUUGAAGAUGAACAAAGAGGGGAAGUAAGAUUUUGCUUGUCACUUCUCUUCUGGCAUCUCUUUGUUUAGUCAAAGGCCUAAAUAGAGGCCUUUUGAUUUUGUUAUGUGCCUUCAGAUUGAUUCCAACUUAUGAUGGAUUUCAUAGCAAGAUUAUUAAGACAAAGUCUGACACUGUCUUUUUCAACUGAGAAAGAGUGACUUUCCCAAGAGCAAUCAACGGCUUCCUGGCUGAACCCUGGAAUUCUAGUCCAAUACUCAAACUACCAUACUACAUUGGACCUAAGUAGUGACUGCCUAUGAGUAAUGUAGUAAUAGGAACAAUAUCUGCUGAGAAAGGGUCCCUGCAUAAGAUAUGUUCCAGUUAGGUGUGCUGACAGCUAUGUGUAAGUGCUAUUUUGACUUUUAAGUGAGUGUGUGAGGUCAGGGAUUGUAGAUACAGUUCCAUAUUGUUAAUAUCCUAUCCUGAAUAUUACACCUAUCCUGAAGCAGCUCUAUUCGUUGCCUGUCCGGUUCCGGGCUCAAUUCAAGGUGCUGGUCAUCACCUAUAAAGCCCUAUAUGGUUUAGGUCCAGCUUAUCUGGAUCACUGUGUCCCCCAUUUCAUCCCAGGACACAAACUUAGAUCAAGCAGGGAAACUCGAAUCUACACACGAGCCCGCACCAAUAUGUGUUUACCCAUAACUAGAGAAGGCUCCUUCUUGGGUGCAGCCCCAGCCCUCUGGAACUCCCUCCCUGAAGAACUAAGAGCUGCUCCAUCUUUACUCAGCUUUAGGAAGGGGAUUAAGACUUUCUUAUUUAACAAGGCCUUUAAUUGAGCCAUGGUAGGAGUUGGGGAUUUUGUGAUCAGGAUGGAGGAGGAUACACUGGGGAAGAGGUUAUGGUUUUAACUGAAAUGUGGGAUUUUAUUGACUGUUGUUUUAUCAUGGUUUUAUCUAUUUUGUUUUCCUGAUUGAAGGAUGUUAAUGUUUGUGUUCUGUUUGUAAGCUGCCUUGGGUUUGCAUUGUGGAAAAAGGUGGGAUAGAAAUAUCCUAAAUAAAUACAGUAGAGUCUCACUUAUCCAACAUAAACAGGCUGGCAGAACAUUGGAUAAGCGAAUAUGUUGGAUAAUAAGGAGAGAUUAAGGAGAAGCCUAUUAAACAUCAAAUUAGGUUAUGAUUUUACAAAUUAAGCACCAAAACAUCAUGUUAUACAACAAAUUUGACAGCAAAAGUAGUUUAAUAUGCAGUAAUGCUACGUAGUAAUUACUGUAUUUACAAAUUUAGCACCAAAAUAUCAUGAUGUAUUGAAAACAUUGACUACAAAAAUGUGUUGGAUAAUCUAGAACGUUGGAUAAGCGAAUGCUGGAUAAGUGAGACUCUACUGUAAAUAAAUAAAAUAUCAAUUACUACAGUAUGCCAUAUAAAGACAGAAAACAUCAGUCAGUUUUGGUUUCCCUGCAGUCUCCUCCUCCUCCUCACCAUCAUCCUCUUCCUCCUCCUCUUCUUCUUCUUCCUCCCUCUCCUCCUCCUUUGUUUUUGCAGGCAGUUAUCAAAAUGUAAUGCACUUUGAAUGUUACUUUCCUGAUACGCACUUUUGGGUUCAUUUUUUAAAAAAAAAUAAAGAACCAAUUUUUUUUAAGAGUCACAAGUUUGAAGGACAGCUGAGCUUUGUUUCACAGAUGGCAAGAGAGUGGAACCAUUUAAGAGGAGGGAACCAGAUUGUUUGCCCUAGAGCCAUAAAUGGGAUAACCUCAGAAUCGUGGCCAUGCACUCUAGCACCAUUGGAGUCCUUAAACCAAGCACACAAUGAACAGGAUCUCAGUUGCGUGCAUCCCUAUGAGAGUGAGGGGUUUUGACAGGGAAGGAGUGCCCCUCAAAAUGUUGUGGAUCAGGUCUAGAGAAGAGUUUAGGUUAACAAAUGUUCCUGGUUUAAAGGUGCAUGAAAAUAUAAACCAUGGCUUUUGUUUGCUUUCACAAGAAUAAUCACAUUUUAAAAUGGAUAGGGCUCUGAGACCUUAAAGAGCAAGCAGAGCCCUGAUUUACAUUAAGCUGUGAUUGACAGACUUGUAGGCAUAGUGGGGACUGGUUUUUUAAAGUCUGCAAUUCCUAUCUGCCUUAAAUGGCAUAGCCAAAGGUGCAAUAUUAUCGGACAUGAAGUCUAAAAUUGUGUGAAGGGUUACCGAUGCUCAUGCCUGGGUAAGGCAAACAAGCAUAACAACCCAAGGUGAAAUCCAAUCCUACUACUGCAGAAGGAUUCCUGAAUUACAACAAGUUUUUAAUUUUUAUGCAGCCCAUGGCAUAUUAGGAGCAAGGGAACAGAAGGCCAGUCUUUGAUUAUUUUGCCAGUUAAUAGGUAAAUUGAGCAUGAAGUGAUCAGCACACUUGAGUAGAACGAUCGGCAUAAUUGAGCUAGUGUCAUAAUGAGUUCUUUUCCUUUGAGAUGCAAUUUUAUUACAACCUAUAGCUUUUCACAAAACUGUCAUGCAUCUUCUAAUUAAUACACAUUGGCUUUAGUGUGCUUGAGAUGGAAGAGCCAAGUUUUCAUGGUCAGUUAUAUGUAGUAUAGCUCUUUUUUUAAAGGAGGUGUUACCCAAAAAAUGCCACCCCUCAUCUUGGGUAUUUCUACACUGUAGAAUUGAUGAAGUUUGACCCAACUUUUAAUUGCCAUGGCUCAACGCUAUGAAAGUCCUUAUAAAACCAUAACUCCCAUGGUUCUUUAGCAUUGAACCAUGUCAAUUAAAGUGGCGUCAAACUGCAUUAAUUCUGAGGUGUAGAUGCCCCUCUUGAUUGCACUAAAGGAAAGGUAUAUUCUCAAUAGCAAAGUUGUGUGUGCCCCACAGUUCAAUGAAAGCUAAAAAUAAGGUACUGAACAGUUUGAUGUGUUAGAAGAGAUUUGGAGCAGAGUGCCAAGGAAGGUCUAUUAUUCAGACCCUUUGUUGCUUGCUUUUAGGCAGGCCAUUUCAGUGAAUUCUUGCUUAAGUUGCAUUUAUGCUGCUAUUGCCUUUUGGGGGGUCCUCUUUAGAGUGUUUUAAAGCAGUGUUUCUGCGGUUUUAUUGACAUUUUUGUUCUUUUUUUAUGAUGAUGUAUUCUUAUUUUUGACUGUGUCACCUGAAUAUUUUAUAGAAAGCUCAGAAAUAAAACUGAAAAAUAAGCAAUAAAGAAUUUUAUACUGGA